This is a messenger RNA of Spodoptera exigua (beet armyworm), 6621 nucleotides long. The record is from the annotation of a GenBank genome assembly. Lineage: Eukaryota; Metazoa; Arthropoda; Insecta; Lepidoptera; Noctuidae.
GUGCAUCAUCGCGAGAGUGACGUAUGAACGGCAGAAGAGACGAAAACGAAAGAAAAGCCUUUCUGUGCCGUUGUUAUCUUCUAUCGUACUUGAAGAAUGGAGACAAACGGCCAGGCUAAUGGGCUUAAAUCAAAAAAGAAAGAAAACGGAGACGUCAAGGACAACCUAUGGUCUUCGAUAUUAGAAGAGGUUCAAAACCAAGGGAACACAAAACUACCUUCAAACAAAAAUGUUUUAGUUUUGGGUGACAAUGAGACUGGUAAAACUACAUUGGUAGCGAAAUUACAAGGAGUAGAAGACCCUAAAAAGGGUUCCGCACUCGAAUAUGCGUAUAUAGACGUUAGAGAUGAAUAUCGAGAUGAUCAAACACGUCUCAGUGUAUGGGUGCUGGACGGAGAUCCAGGGCACACAAACCUCCUCAAGUUUGCCCUCAACGAGGAGACAUUCCCUCACACGCUGGUCCUCCUCACGGUUGCCAUGACAACGCCGUGGGGUAUACUAGACCAGUUGCAGAGCUGGGCAUCAGUGCUCGGUGACCACAUAGACAAAUUAGAUCUCACACCAGAACAAAGGUUACAAAGUAAAAAGCAACAAGUACAGAAAUGGCAGAGGUAUACGGAGCCGGGCGACGAGCUCGAGCCCACAGCGUCGUCACCAAUGAAGAGGUCCUCCCGAAAUCUUUCGGACGACUUCGAGAACGGGGACGAUGACGACAGCCCCCUGCCAGAAGGAGUACUUACUACUAAUCUAGGUCUUGAUAUUGUAGUUGUGGCAACUAAGACUGACUACAUGAGCACCCUAGAGAAAGAACACGAUUAUCGCGACGAAAACUUUGACUUCAUGCAGCAGUGGAUCCGAAGGUUCUGUCUUCAAUACGGAGCCGCUCUCUUCUACACCAGCGCCAAGGAGGAUAAGAACUGUGACCUGCUAUACAAAUAUCUUACUCACAGGAUAUAUGGGUUGCCGUUUAGGACGCCUGCCCUUAUUGUGGAAAAGGAUGCAGUUUUGAUACCGGCUGGCUGGGACAGCAUGAAGAAAAUUAGUAUAUUGUAUGAGAACAUGCAGACGUGUAAGCCAGACGAUUACUACAGAGAUAUUAUCGUGCAGCCCGUUAUACGGAAAAGCGGCGCGAACCGCGAGGCGGAGGUCCAGGCGGAGGACGAGCAGGCGUUCCUGCAGCGUCAGCUGGCCGCGCUGCAGGCCGGCGCGCCCGCACCACGCGCCGACUCCCCGCUCCGCGCCACGCAGAGGUCCGCCGCACAGCUGGACGGCGCCAAGAUCGGCAUGGGUCCGGGCACGCCAGGCAACGAGGGCGUGCUGGCGAACUUCUUCAACUCGCUGCUGUACAAGAAGACAGGGUCCCCGGCGGGGCGCGGCGACGCGUCGCCCGCGGCCGCCGCGGCGCGGUCCGACGCCGCCGCCGAGCUCGACCGUCUCACGCGCGCCAAGCCGCGCCCCGCCGCGCCCCCGCCGCCCAUCGACCUCAACUCAUCCUCGGACUGCUAGCGCAAUCCACAGGUAAACGUAGUGCGGCGGGCUUAAAGGUCCGUAAUCGCGCCGCUAUCUGAGCGCCGACGAUCCUACACGCUGGCUUCUACUGCAGUCCGCCACUCGGUAAGCUACCGUUACACAAGAGAUUCCUCGUGGCUUACAUCGGCGACAUACGUAUCGGUUUAUACUUAACGCGUGGUCACGCGGAUUUUUGAAAGAUUGCCUCAAUUAUUCCAAUUUAUCCCUUCGACCUUGUAAACGCAUAAUAAAUAGAGAUAAGUCUACACUUGACAGAUUUUCUCUGUCUUUGCGCCUUUCGUUUUAAGGCAUCCUAAGUUUUGCAGGUCGCAAAUAUUUGAUAGCUAAGCGGGCUAUGUCGACAUUUCAAAUGCGAUAUUCUCGUCACUAGUUUAUCGGGUAUUUGCGCAAAGUAUAAGCUAAAAGAAAAGCGCUGCCUUAAAACAAAGGUCAUGUUCCAACUGCUUUGCUAAUUCAAUUCACAUUUAUACCGCACUUAAUAUCCAUUACCGCCCCAUAAUCAAGUGAAUCUCUAGAUCAACGUAGAUACAACGAAUCCGUGAAGUUUUUGUGUUACAAACACAAAUAAAUAAAUAUUUUAGUAGCUGUUAGUUUAUUAAGGCAGCUCUGAUGUGUCAGUCUUUCAAAAAACGUUCCAAAUGUCGGCGAGAGUUGUACACUGCGAUUAAUGUUGCCAAUUUACAUUUUUUAUGCAAAGUAUUAAUCGCGUUGUCAAAUUGAAUUGUUGUGAUAUCUGUUUUUUACUUGAAUUUUCAAUAUAUUUAAAUGUCUAUUGAUGAUUUCAAGCCCCGUUUAUCAUUUGCGCAAAUGUUGCGCAAAGCUGCGCAAAAUUAAGUCAACUAGCUGUCGUAAUUGAGUUUUAUUGUCUCGUUAUUAUAAGUAGUUAUAAUUUCAAUUACAAUACCUUUUGAAAUUUGAUAAACUUCACAGUAUGCAGUAUAAUUUUCACAGUAUGCAACUCUCUGCCGACAUACCACGACAUAGAAUCACCAUGAUAACCAACAAUGGCGAUUAGUGAUUGUAUUAUGUAACGACAAUUUAGAUUUUAUAAUAAUUAAUAAUAUUGUAAAAUUAACUCGUUAGGGCUUGGGACAUUGUGGGUUUGAGAUUUUGGGACCUAGGUUCAAAUAAAUCUCGAUUUAAAAUUAAUCUAGUCUGAAAAUUAGUAUUAUUACGAUAUGUAAAUUGUAAGUAACGAUUUUUCUGCUAUGUUUUUGUUAAAUCGAAAUUUGUUGAACCCAAGAGAUUAAUAAAGAUAAACUUGGAUUAUCUUGAGUCGGGCAAAUUAGUUAUUCAGGUUUUAGAUGAUAAAUAAUUGGUACUAAUAUUGAGUCUUAAUGACUCGCUCUCUAUUAUGUAAUGUAUCUAUAACUAUUGAAAAGGCCCGUUCGGGUAGUAAGAUUCUUAAUAGAGGAAAGUUAUGAACGUAAAAUAUAAAAUAUUUCUUAUCAGUAUUUGUAUAAUUAGAAAUUUGUAUGUAGCUUUGCAGUUUUGUGUCAUUCCAAUUUCAAUGUAGCUUUUAUUUUGUAAGUAAAUUGCACCAAAUCUUUCGAUAUCCCAACGGAUUAUUGCUUUGCUUUACACAUGCUGAAUGCACAUAAAAGUAAAGUCUUAGAGUCAAUUCAGACCCCGGUCUUGUGGCGCAUCAAAAUGUCACAGCAAAUUCACCCUUAAGUCCAUAACAAGUAAUAAAACAGACGCUCAAAUCACGUCAAAAGUCCUGUUUUUAUCUCACAAGGAAUUUGCGCAUUAUUUGUUAAGGGCUAAGAGUGAAUUUGCUAUGAUAUUUCACAUUCAUACUUCAAUGCGCUUGCGAAUCUGCGCUAAAUAUUAAAUUUUUAAAGAAAAAAAAACGAUUUUAUUAAAAUCAUUAAACCCAAAUGUCCCAUCCCUAGAUAUAGGAACAACUAUCAUACAUUUCCAUUUCUAUCGAAACUAAAUGCGAGUUUAAUUUUCUAAUUAAAACGCAGCCUUUAUUUGUAACAUUUGUUUUAUGAUAUUAAAAUAAGUAUUUAUUUAGAUAGUCUUUUUGUAAAUGUUUGGUAACACUAAUCUUUUGGGGCGACAUCUGUGAAUCAAGAAGAUGAAUUAAUCCCUUCAAUUUAGUCGCUCUCUGGACUGGUGUGAACUGUCAAAUAGCAGUGAAAAGCAAACAGAACAGUCCUUAUUGACAAAAUAAAGGUGUUUCCUGUUUGACAGAAUGUCCAAGAAAGUCUUAACACAAUUUUAAGCUUUCUUGCUAAUUCGAUAAAUUCGAUUUUGUAAUGAAAUUUGUUCCAUAUAAAAUUAUGUCUCCUUACACAGUAUUGAGACUGCCCAAAUAGAUUCGUGUUACGAAACACUAAUUUGGAAAACGACACGAAAUAAAAAAAUAAUCCUAGUGAAAGGUUUUGGUAUCAUCUGAGAUUACGGAGGUCUUGACGAGAUCCUCCAAAAGACUGGCGGUGCAAUGACAGAUGGUUUUAUGCACAAUGAAGUCACUAUUUGUACAAACCAUUCAACAGUGUAUGGCUAAUAAUUAUUUAUAUAUGUUGUAAAACUUUUUUUAAAUAAUUGUUUUUUUUUUUUGCUCGUCCUGUAUUUUAGAUUCGCUUCCUAAAUUGGACUCAAUGGUGACCUUUAUUGUGUUGUGGUAACCGAAUUUAUUUAUUAUGGAAAUAUAUUAAUUAUUUGGAAUAUUUUUUUUACUAUCCCAAUCCUUAUCUAUUGUUGUUUUUACAUUGUGACUGUAUUAAUUGGAUUUUGUUCUCAUGUGGUGCAAUACUGAACAUUCCAAACCUGGUUUGGUGCUUAUUGUAAUAGUAAAAUUAUUAUUAAUUAUACAAUGGAGUUUCAUUUAACGUUUCUUGCCUGCGCUCUCUCUCGCGUCGAUCGGACGGCUUGCAUUAAAGGUCACUAUUAUUCCAACAAAACAUUCUUAUUUUAAACCAAAAAUAAAUUUUGUUACAAAGUACGGAUUCAUAUCUUAGAGUACUUAACAAUAUAGUAAAUUCAAAUGGUAACAGAAGUAAGAGCAUGGCUUUUCCUUAACUUAAUAAGUAUUUAUAUUGAUUAAUUAAAUAUCUUUCAAUUUAUAACUUAUUAACGAAUAGCUUAGGUAUUAAUUAAUUUUAGCAAAGUGUUUUUUGACAAACUUAUAAUAUGCACGCUUUUGUAAUACUGUGUUGAUCUCCAUCUUCGAGUUUAAGUGCUCUGGCAGCUAGAAAUGUCUAUAAUUUGUUCUAUAAAUUUCGUUUUAAUGCAAUAUCAAUUGAUUUAUAAAUACCUACGCAUACAGCGUGUAAACGUUCCUAGUGAACUACAAAUAAUUAAUUUUAUUUCCAUAAAAAAUGUAACAGGAGUAUAGGUUUUUCAGUUAAUGCAUACUCAGCGUAGCUUUCGAUAGUGUUAAUAAUAAAUAAUUUUGUCAAAAAUCACAAAAUAAAUAUGUUAUAAUAAUAAACUCAUUUGUAUGAUAGAGGCGAGGUAUUGGCAAGUUUUGAUAUGAAAUAUUUGUACAAGUAAAUGAUGUGGUUUGAAGCUAAAGGCUGGAUUAUUGUCUAUUUUUAUAAGAGGGAUUAAAUGUUAGGUGGCUAAAAUGCAUAAUUUAUAACAUAGAUAUACAUGUAUCAUGUGAACCGUGGACGGUUUCUUCGAUUAUUUUGACCGGAUAAUUUGAAGUGGUACUUCUAUCUAUAUAGUUGUUAAAGGAAGUGUCUCCGUGUUAACGUGGUCGUCUAUUUAUACGUAUAAUAUUUAUUAUGGAUAGUAAUCAAGUAUUUUUAUAUAACUGCAGUGUAACCCUAUGUACUAACUUGACAAAAUUCGUGUACCUAUUCAACAAUGAUGAUUCGAUAAUACAAAUGUCGCUGAUAAUUUUUGUUGCUCAUUUACUUUCUGUAUUUUAACAUUAUUUUAUAUACUAGUCAAAUAACAGUUGGUUUUAUAUCGAUUAACGACUACCUAUAUCUCUUUCUGUGAUAUAUUUUUUAUGUAGAACAAAAUGAUUUCCUUGUAACGUGUUCUUUACAUCAUGUGUUAAUUAGCCACAUAACAUCCUCAUAUAGGCAUAGAUUAUUGUUGUUUCCCGCUCAACUGUUAAAAGAAAGACAAAAACCUUUUUUGUUGAACUUUGUUUAGUUUAUUUAAAAAAAGAAAACGCAACUAUAAAUUUAAUUCAUUAUUUUUUCGAUAAAUUUAAAAAAAGUACCUAUUUAUUAAAAUAGACUAUAAAAUUAAUAGUUGGCUGUUUAAUAAAACAAUGCCAUUUCGGUUGUAAUUAAAACAGUUGAAGCUAAAAGGCUUAGUGAUUAGUUAGAUUCUCAGAAGAUAAUUUUUGUUACGCUUUGCAAUAGGUUAGAUUUCAAUAUUUAAUAGCAGAAACAUUUUAGUUUAACUAUGUUAUUUAAAGAAAAAUAUUACUAAUCUAUAAGCGAUGCGCGAUGGUCUAAUGGCCAAGGUCGAACGAUUAAUUUGUAUUUGAGUGUAUAAAAAGUAUUUAUGAUAAUAUGGAAUUUUAAAAAUUGUAAUAAAAUGCAGACAGUGGGCAUCCAUAUUUAUGUACUGGUGACAUGAAUAUUAUGUUUUCCAUCUCACUAUUUGGGUGUAAUAUAAUCGGUCAGCAGCUUUGUGGGCCAAAGAUUUAUACUAACGCCUCUAGCUUAAAUUUAAUUCAUAUUUAUUACCAUUUUAUCAAUACCUCUAACAGCACUCUUGCUACUAUUUCCAAAAUAAAUCGUCAAUUCAGUCAAAAGUCAUUCUAAUUGGGAGAAGUAUGACUAAAUUAUAUUAGAUACUUGUAAAAUCUUGACAGAAGCUGCCAAAACAUACAUAGAUGGCGCUCCAAGCGUAUUAGGCUCUACCAGAAAAUAUUUAGCUUAACCUCAUCCAAAACUGUUUUUUUUGUAAUAUAACUAGGCAAUAGUAUAAAUUUUUGGCUCCCAAACUUUCAAAAUCUUAUCACACACUCAUCUCUGUAAAUUUAUUUCCUUUUACAGAGCUAAUGCAGUGAUUUAUCAACACUUUUGUAGCGGCGGUUAUGUCUAAUGUAAGCUUAUAGGCGAUACUAUGUACAUAAUUUGAAUAAACUAGCAUGGAAACUGUUCUGAUCAA